AUGGCGGACAGACGAAAGCAUUCUGAAGGCUUCUAUCGGAGCCUAAAUGCUCUCAGUUCGGCAGAUUUCAUGGAAAGUCGACGGAAGAGAAAAAAAGGACCUGGCCCUUACUAUCAAGUGGAAAGAGUUUUAAGCUGCAGGCGGAAGAAAGGAAAGGUAAAUAGGACGUCUGCUUAAAGCGAAUAACGUCACUCAUUGAUAUUCAACAAAAUCUUGUGCAUAAUUUUUAACCGCACGUACAAACAAGUGUUCUAUGUAUUUUUUUUUUUUAAGAAUGAGUACCUAAUUCGUUGGAAAGGGUAUACUUCCCUGGAGGACACUUGGGAAGUGGAGGAAAACCUUAACGAAACCGCGAUAAGGGAGUAUUUUACCAGUCAAAAUUAAUUAACAUAAAACUUAAUUGUUUUAUUAUACUACUGCUCGGUCUAACACCAGAGUCUGGUCUAACACGAAACAGUUCGAGAGACAAGAAGCGAUCGUAUUUGUGUUUUUAAUUGAUUAUUGUGUAACUUUUUGCAUAAAUAAUUGGCCACUUUACAAGUAUGUUAGAUAAUAAUUAAUUCGAACUAUUUUGUUUAGGGCAUUUAGAACAUCCAAACCCUCAGAGGAAAGAAUUAAAGAGGGAUCUGAUUUACUGGCAGUUGCUAUUCUCCAACAUCUCAAGAGCAAACAUCAGACAGCCUCAGCCACAACUGUGAUGGAAAUUAGACAUGAUGUUUUUAAUUAUAUUUUUAGAGGACGAGGAAGACCCAGCACAAAAUCUGGUUGCAUCUUGUCAGAGAAGAAUGACUUUAACCGCUGUUCAUUUUUCAAAGAAUGUAACGACUGGAACAUUUACACAGACAACCUUGGCGAUGGCACACAAGUUGUGUUUCCUAUCAGAGCUAAAGCUUUAGUGAGCUUAGCACCACAAACACAUAAACUUGUGGAGGGGAAGCUUGUACCUAAGCCCAGAUACCAUCUCGAGAAAGUAAGUUUAAGUUUUAACUAG
Messenger RNA from Pocillopora meandrina, 991 nucleotides. Lineage: Eukaryota; Metazoa; Cnidaria; Anthozoa; Scleractinia; Pocilloporidae. The record is from the annotation of a GenBank genome assembly.